Messenger RNA from Vanessa atalanta (red admiral), 1251 nucleotides. RefSeq lists its product as uncharacterized. Bases 1 to 1251 code for a protein of 416 amino acids. Lineage: Eukaryota; Metazoa; Arthropoda; Insecta; Lepidoptera; Nymphalidae. The record is from RefSeq and is a predicted model, not a curated record. Gene Ontology annotation, molecular function: catalytic activity. The transcript has 2 exons.
AUGGCGGCCAGUCCUGAUCCUACAUUGCUGCAAUGGUUGGUAACUACAAACGACGUUAAACAAUUAUGGGCAGCUCAACCGACUUUUUUGAUCUCACAGGCGGUCUACACCCUUGCGGGUGUUAUAACUUUGAUACACGCAUUCAGCAAGGGUGGGCGGUGGCCUUAUUUUUGGCUCGGGACCGUACUGCAUGGAAUUUAUGCGGACAAUUUCUGGCAUUUUGUUCUUCCCCAAUAUGACAACUUCUGGCAUUCGCAGGCGCCUAUCGUGUUCCUCGGUGCUCGUCUGCCCUUACACAUCAUUCUGUUAUAUCCAGCAUUCAUUUAUCAUGCCGCAUAUGCAGUGCAUAAACUGAAUUUACCAAGGUAUGCGCAACCGUUUGCCGUGGGCUUGAUAACAGUGUUAAUUGAUAUUCCAUAUGAUAUAGUAGCUGUUAAAUUCGUACAUUGGACAUGGCACGACACGGACCCGAAUAUCUUCGAUCGUCACUAUUGGGUGCCUUGGAAUUCCUAUUAUUUCCAUUGCACAUUUGCAUCUAGUUUCUACUUCUUCUUCGACUCGAGUAGAAGGUGGCUGGCGCCUCGAGUGGCGCAAUGGUCAUCCGCUACAAAAGGAGUCGAAUGGAAGUCUUUGUUGAUAGCGACACGAUUGGGCAUGCCUGGUGGUGUUCUAUUGUUUAUUCCUAUUUAUCAUUCACUUCAUGACGUGUACAAAAUACACUCUGAAGUUACUUUCUCUCUAUUAUUCUCUAUUUAUUUCGUCAUCGUCGUGUUAGGCCUUCUUAGUGACCGUGAGAAGAAUAAAGACAAGCUAACGAAGAUCGAUUAUGUAUUGAUAUUACAACUUGCCGUUCACUAUGUAAUUUAUUGGGUGUUUGUGGUGUUUUUCAACCCUGAGAAGGAAUGGUCUACAGGCUUACACGAGCCGGUCGGCCCUUGUAAUGAAGUGGCUUUGUUAACGUCACCCUUUGGACAGUCUUUGUACAAGUUUUAUCUUGAGAGUAUCACCCUGGAGUUGGGCACAGUCGUCUGUCGUAGCCGCCCUCGUCCCGUGCUCGUCCUGGGGGACUUCAACGCCAAGUCUACGGCUUGGGGUUCCCCGUCUACGGACGCGCGGGGCGAGUUAGUGGUCGAGCAGGGCCUGCUCCUCCUGAAUCGAGGUUCGGUGCAGACGUGCGUGCGGCAGCGGGGUGGGUCAAUAGUGGACCUCACGUUCGCUAGCCCCGCUUUCGCGCGCACCGUCCACGACUAG